AUGAGCGACGAUGUGGUGUGGCACUGCAUCCGCCACGGCCACUGCAGCUUCAUGGCCAAGAUCGAGACGGGCAUCUUCUGCAGGAAUCCCUACAACGUGACGGGCAUCUGCAACCGGAGCUCCUGUCCCCUCGCCAACAGCCGCUACGCCACCAUCCAAGAUCACGAUGGAAUUUUUUACUUGUACAUGAAAACUGCGGAAAGAGCUCAUGUGCCAAAUAAAUUGUGGGAGAGGGUUAAAUUGCCAAGGAACUAUGAGAAAGCAAUAGAAGUUAUCAACAAGCAUCUUGAAUUUUGGCCACAGUUACUUGUGCAUAAAAUCAAGCAGCGCCUGACAAAAAUGACUCAGUAUCGAAUAAGAAUGAGAAAACUUCAACUGAAAGUGAGGGAGAAGUUAAUGACCGUACCCAGGAAGAAAACUCAGAUUGGUAACAUGAAAGCGAGCAAAGCUGAACUGGCUGCAAAAAUAGAUAAUUGUAUUCAAAGUGAAUUACUCGAACGUCGGAAGAAAGGCAUAUAUUACCCCUUCGACAACAUUGUUGAACAUGAUGGAAAAAAUGUUGUUUUUGUGCCAGAAGAUGAAGAAGAAUAUGAGAUGGAGUACAUUGAGCCUGAUGAGAUCCAAAUGGAAAUGGAGGACAUCGAAGACUUUGAAGGCCUUCAUAAUGGUGAAGAUGGUUAUACAGAUGCUGAUGAUGAUCUUUUAGAUGAGCAAGCAGCAAAGAAACAAAAGAGAUCAAAGAUAGGGAAGAGGUCUAGGAAGGUUACGAGUGAGCUGGAACAAGAUGAAGACACGGAUGGAAGACGAAGGAUGCUUGUGUGA
Setaria italica (foxtail millet) is the source of this 822-nucleotide messenger RNA. Its product is annotated as protein MAK16 homolog. Gene Ontology annotation, cellular component: nucleolus; preribosome, large subunit precursor. Lineage: Eukaryota; Viridiplantae; Streptophyta; Magnoliopsida; Poales; Poaceae. Bases 1 to 822 code for a protein of 273 amino acids. The transcript has 9 exons. Gene Ontology annotation, biological process: maturation of 5.8S rRNA; maturation of LSU-rRNA. The record is from RefSeq and is a predicted model, not a curated record.